AUGCUUUGCACAGUCUGUUGUGAUACUCUUCAGUGGAUUCUAAGCCCUCACUCAAUCCCUCAUGUGAAGCAAGUAUGCACCAUUGAACAAUUCAAACACGAUAGCGGCUUUGGAAACAUCUACCUUCCAACUCAAGAGCAGACUCCUCUAGUGCCUGUCGAUCGACCUCUUUAUAUGUUCAGUCAUCACCCUACUCUGGAGUCCUUUGAGCAGUCUGUCCGCAAUGGCUGUUCUGUCUGUGUUGGCAUGAACUCCCUCGAAAACCUGCCAGACGAUAACCCAAUGAUCGCUGCAUCAGGUCUCUACUCCUUAUUCAAGCACCAGACAAUACGACUUUCCCCCUACAGGGUGUCAUCCAGAAUUUCGUUGUAUAGCUGCAACCAUAGCACGUCAUAUCGUACGACACUUAAUGGAUGGAUUGGGCCACUCGAUAAUUUCAAUGUUAAUCUUAGUCCAUCGACUGGCGAUGAGACCACGUUCCGGCUCAUUGAGGCUUGGCUGAACACAUGCCUUGGAAGCCACAAGGAAUGUGCCAAGGCAGACGCAUUUGUUCCACCACGCCUUCUUCAAGUUGAUGCUGGCGGAAAUUUCCGGCUAGUCUUGAAAGACAAUGUCAAACCUUGGGCUCGAUACGCUAUAUUGACUCACUGUUAUGCUACCGACGAUGGCACGACUCGGCUGAUGCAAUCCACUUUUGAACGAUUCCUUUCCUCUCAGCCUUUGUCAAUUUUACCACCAUCAUACCGCGAUGCAUUCACGGUGCUUCAGCGAAUGGGUCUUCAAUACCUAUGGAUAGAUCGACUUUGUGUUCUUCAGGACAGCAGAUCCGAUUUGGCUGCGCAUGAGAAUGCGAGGAAAGACAUUCAUGCCAACAGCUUCCUUGGUAUCGGUGCAGCUUGGUCAAGCUCUCCAGCUUCUGGGCUCUUCGUCGAGAGAGACCCAGAAUGUGUUGUAGCUAACGACAACCAAUUCUAUACAGCCAACGAUGGAACGAUUAUCCCGCUCAGUGCGAAAUCCCUGGUGCAAAGGAUCAACUUCCUCAAUGAGCCACUCUCUCGAAGUGCGAGUGCGUUAGAAGCGCGAUUUCUCACUCCACGUAUGGUUCAUUUUGGGAGCAAAAUGGUCUUUUGGGAGUGUUAUGGUGCCAUCGCUGACGAGGUUCAUCCUCGUGCCAGGCAUAUCAAUACUGGUUCAGGUCGUGAGAGCGAGAUAGACCUCUUUGGGUCAGACAUUAAGCCACUUCACGGUAUUCAGUAUACGCCGUCGAAUAAUCGAACCGCUCAGAUACUCUCGCAAUGGCGGGCUAUUGUAGAGCAGUAUACUCAAUGCGAAGUGCAACAACAAGACGGUGGCGGCCGGCUCUUGGCGCAUGUGGCCUCCGAAAUCAAGAGACUUCUGGAACAGGAAAGCGUACAGGAGGUGACCUACCUCGCCGGGAUGUGGAAGAAUUUCUUCCCGGCUGAGUUACUCUGGCACUCUAUCCCAAAUGCCACUCGUCGUGUCAGAGAUAGGGCGCCAUCAUGGAGUUGGCUGUCUCUAGAGGCCCCAAUCAGGUACUCAACAAUCCAUUUGGAGAAGGCAAAUGCUAGCCUGCUCUGCGAGUUGAUCAACACUCCCUGUAAUCCAGAUGGAACAAUAUGUAAUAUUGUGCUGAGUGGUAAACUGGCGAUUGCAAUUGUUUCCCCCAAGACAGUCUUGCCCGUUUGCGCUGAGACUGAGACAAUUUUGGAGACCAAGGCGCUGAAGAAUCCGGAUACCGGUGCAAGCAUCGCUGAAGUGCAGGAUUGGGAGUUGAUACAUCAACUCCACUGGUUGGUACACUUUGAUACAAAGGACGAUAUGGAUGUGGGCGAAGUAUUCAUGAUACCAAUUAGCACCGAGCCGGAACGAAGGGAGCGAUGGUGGCAUAUUCGGGGGUUGGCUUUACGCGAACUUGAUGAUGGCAGUUUUAUCCGAUGUGGCUAUUGUUCACUCUCAUCAGACAAUGAAGAGCAAGCGCGAGGUCUUUUCAAGGAAGUCUCCGAUCGUGAGAUUACCAUUAUUUGA
Clonostachys rhizophaga is the source of this 2046-nucleotide messenger RNA. Lineage: Eukaryota; Fungi; Ascomycota; Sordariomycetes; Hypocreales; Bionectriaceae. The record is from the annotation of a GenBank genome assembly.